CUCGGCGGCAGCAGCGUCAAUGAGCAUCCACAGCAGCGGCAGCAGGGGGCUUGUCAGCGGCGUCAGCAGGAGUCAGUGUUGGGCGGCAGUGGCAGCAGAGCAUGCUGCGGGUCCGAGGAAAAGGUGCCCUGCAGCCUGAUAUCCGCAGGGGACGGAGGGGGCAGCCCAGGACCUGGAGGCCAAGCCUAAGGCCGACUGCCAAGUCCUGCUUCCUCCCAUUGGGGAGGCCAGAAUGCCAGUCAAGAGACACUGAUGAUUCAGAUUACCAGUGAAUUGAAGAAGUUGGCUGCCCAGCCGAAAGAGCUUGAGUAGACAGCAGCAGCGACCUUUUGUAGGCUCUCAAAAGACACCUACGCGAUGGAACAUGCCCAGGGAUUUGGAAAACCGGACUCUGUGUGGAAGGAGGGAAGGAAGUUGUGGAGCCCUCCACAACCACAUCGGCGUCUUCCAAAAAAAAAAAGAAAAGUGUCCGCUUCUCCCUCCAAAACCAGGUCUUCUAUAUCACGGACACCAUGGAAGAUCCUGAGGAGUGCCAGACCGAUGACCUUCCCAGCGACAGGACAGAGGAAGGGGCCACACCUGUCCCUGAUGUGGAUGCGGCGAGAAACAAAAACUCUGCUCCCGAGGGCGUGAUGGAAAGACCCAGUUCGAAGGCAGAGGAAGAAACUGCGACUCUCCCUCAGGAGGAGGCAACCGGAAAUGGUCCAAGUACGUAUUCUAAGAUCAGUCACUUCUUGAGGACAAAUCUAGCUGAUGCACAAAGUGGGGCUUUCUCCUCCUCUUUGGUCUGGAGAGCUUCGCUGAUUCUGGGCUCCUGCUGGGAAUGGAGGCUGGGGUUGAGUGAGAAAAACUGUCCUGUAGAAACUUAUGACCCUGUUCUACAGUCCCUGGAAGCAACUUCCCCGGAUGGCCUGAUGGAUGACCUUUCCUUGGAGAGUGAAGAGGCAAAAGGCCCAUUUUUCACCAAAGUGGUGGCCCUGCUGGAACCUGACAGUGAUUCGCUGGAUAGCACAUGUGACCUUUCCUUGGACAGCAUGGAUGGAGAGGGCCCAUUUUUCACCAAGGUGGCCCUCCUGAAAAGUAAGACAGAUUCCCUGGAGACCGUGUUGGAGGACCUACCCGUGGACAGCGUAGAGGGAGAGGCCCCAUCAGUCCCCAAGGUGGUAGCCCUGCUGGAACCUGACAGUGCAUCACCACUGCUCUCCGCACGCGAAGAGGACUCCACGGAUGAAGAAGAUUCCGAUGGAAGGAGCAACAUUGUGCCUCCCUCAGGAUGCUUCCCUUCAAUCAACGUGGAAGAAAAAACAAAGGAAGCCAUCUCUCAAUCAGAAGAGAAGGACUUAUGAAUGGGUGCACAGCAGGACAGUCUGAGCACGACCCAGAUGCUCCAGACCCUCCAGACGUCCAAGAGAAAGGGAACCAGGAAUGACUUCUGGCUCCAUCUGCAGCUUGAGAAGAAACAUACCUGCAGGAACUGCUCUCCUACACCUGACCUUUGCAGGCCAAAAAGACUUGUGCGGCCGACCAGAGGACGGCACCGGGACCCCUGAGGACGAAACAAGGAGGCUGUCCGAGUCGGUCACCGUACGAAGAGCUGAUGACUGACACUCUGAGGAGGCGGCGACGCUCUGGGCCUUCAACAGUGCAUUGUCCGUGUCUCUCCACUUGGUGCCCAGAAUCCUUCAUGGCAAUAACUUCCAGAUGGGAGAUGGUCCCUACCACUCAGGAAGAUCCACACAAACGGCCUCCCCUGGACUCAGUGGCCUCUGCCGUUCUCAACUCCUACAUAUAUAGGCCCCCAGCUGACCAACAGUGACCCAUAGGUAGGGACAUCUCUAUGCCCCUCUUCAACAGGAAGAAGUUACAGAAGAUGAGACCUUCCACCUUCAACAACCUUCAAGAUUAAAGGGUCAAAACUGUUCACCAGAAGCUGGCACCGAAUACCGCCCCGCCUCCCACGUGAUUUGUGUGACAAUCCUCAGGCACUCCUGGCUGUCCCUGUGCUGUAAU
Molecule: messenger RNA, 2010 nt
Organism: Zalophus californianus (California sea lion)
Lineage: Eukaryota; Metazoa; Chordata; Mammalia; Carnivora; Otariidae
Exons: 18
Coding region: 513-1346 (277 amino acids)
Source: RefSeq, a predicted model, not a curated record